Syngnathus acus (greater pipefish) is the source of this 2441-nucleotide messenger RNA. It is a transcript of the gene zdhhc12b, whose product is annotated as zinc finger DHHC-type palmitoyltransferase 12b. Gene Ontology annotation, biological process: protein targeting to membrane; peptidyl-L-cysteine S-palmitoylation. The record is from RefSeq and is a predicted model, not a curated record. Gene Ontology annotation, molecular function: protein-cysteine S-palmitoyltransferase activity. Bases 295 to 1089 code for a protein of 264 amino acids. Gene Ontology annotation, cellular component: endoplasmic reticulum; Golgi apparatus. NCBI's taxonomy places the organism in Eukaryota, Metazoa, Chordata, Actinopteri, Syngnathiformes, Syngnathidae. The transcript has 6 exons.
UGUCCUGCGCGAGUAUCCGUACUAGAACACGGAAGCUGAAGCUUGGAGACGCUACACCAUGACGUUCACCUAAAUUAUGUCGCGUUUAACGUGUGCUAACGCUUUUACUCAUUCCACGUAGCUUCUAUAUAACGAACCAGCUAAAAAUGAAGGUUUCAAACAAGCUACCGUUAGGUUAGCAGUUGUAUUUAUGGUGUUUUAAGCGAGGGUUGUCGUUAGCUAACUGGCUUGCUAGCUAAGUGGCUAACGAAUGAAAACCCAUACAAAUUUAGUUGAUUACUUUUAGCUUGUAACAUGGUUCAAAACAUGUUCCGGACCGGUUUCCUGGUUCGGGCAACACACACCGUGUUGACCUGGCUCAUAACGCUGAUUCUGUUUGUGCACAACACCGAUUUGCGCCAAUGUGAGGAGCGCGGCGAGCUGACGGUUCCUGUGCUGUUCUUCCUGCUGGUGGUGUUGUCGGUGCUGUUGUACUUUGUCGUGUCUCUCAUGGACCCUGGCUUUGUCCUCACCGACAUUGUCAAGCCUGCAGAUCUGGAAACCGAGUCCAUGAUGCCUCAGACUUCCACUUGCCGUCUGCGGCGUUGUGGCUUUUGCAUGCUGCAGCAGCCAAUGAGAGCCAAGCACUGUCCAACGUGCUCUCGCUGCGUACGUCGCUUCGACCACCACUGCCCGUGGAUCGAGAAUUGCGUGGGUGAGCGCAAUCACCGCUGGUUCGUGCUCUACCUGAUGGUGCAGUUGCUGACUCUGCUCUGGGCGCUACAGGUCGCUAUCUCGGGCAUUUCUCCCAGUCCCACUUGGGAGUCGUGGUUCCGCUCCAACGGCUUUCUCUUGGCAGCGCUGUGCGUAGUGGGCGUGUUCUCGGCGGUGGUGUCGGUGCUGCUGGGCUGCCACAUCUACCUGGUGGCCAUCAACUGCACCACUUGGGAGUUUAUGUCCCGCCACCGCAUCGCAUACCUGAGGGAGUGCGGCGAUGACGACAGCCCCUUCGACCGCGGCGUCCUCUGCAACUUGUGGGACUUCUUCUGCGUGUGCGGAGCCGUGACCUGGGAGCAGGUCUACCACAGGAAACCCCAGAAUCCCGUUUGAGCGCCCUCAAGUCCAGAGCCGGGACUCCGGGAUGCUCACGACUUUAACGACUAGAGAUUCUCACGUUACUUUUAUUCGAAAGCACAGUGCAGGUUCUGGCCUACCUGAAUCGGCCAGCUCAAUCAGACACGAAGUAGUCGUUCAGGCCAGCUGGAUGAAGUCAGAGUUGGUUCCUCUUGUUACGUGAACCUUAUUUUCAAACCCAACACACAUUCUGAUAAAACUGAAGUCAGCAGUUCAAUUACACAGGAACUGUAUCGAGCAAACAGGAAGUAGCCGAACCCAGGAGGAAGUAGAUGAACCAAACAGGAAGUACACAGGAGCAGCAGGAUUGAUCACUUGUGAAGCGCUUUUCUACCUUUGGUACUCAAAGUGCUUCACACUGCUUCCUUGUAAACUUGAUGAUGAUAUGCCAUCGGGAGCAACCGGGGGUUCAGUGACUCACUCAAAGACACUUCGGCAUGGUCACAAUGGCCGCGGUUGGGAGGCCACGGCUCUACGGCUGAGCCAUGCUGCCCCAGAAGUAGAUGAACAAGACACGCCAGUCAGAGACCAAGCAGUAAGUGUGUGUAUGUAUUUAUUGAGGACAAGACGCCCAAAAAACAAUGAGGUUGUGUUGUCGUUUACAGUCAUUUGUUUAUUCACACAUGUAGCAUUAAUAGCAGUUUAUAACAGUCAGCUAGGUUCCUUCCCGUGUUACCCCUUUUUUUUUUUUGGCAUACCGAGACCAUCACGAGGAAUGUCGACAUUUGACAUAUUUGAAAUUUGAGCAUGUCAGCUGUGUACUCUGAUGAUUAAAUGACUUUCUAGUUUGCAGUAUGGCUCUAUUAGCAUUUCUAUGGCUUUUUUAAUUGCUAUUUUGAAACAAAGCUAACCAGGUACCAUGCAGGAGUCAUGGGAGUCAUCCUGUGCGGUCACGGCAGUGGGCGGCACUCAUCACAGUCAAGCGGUGACAGGAAGUGGCUCGGGGAUCGCUUGGUCGCCUGCAAAUAAGGGUCAACCAUGCAAGGCGCAGAAGUCAAAGUCGGCAAAGGCCUCUUGCUGCUGGGCCGAGAGGCUGCCGGGUGUGGAGGGCGGAGAUAAGACGGGCUGAAGGCGUGUGAAGUCGCUGUCGAAGUUGCUGACGUCCGCCGACGUCUUCAGGGACGGCAGGAAGGGCGGCGACACUUGCUUGGCUAGGAGGGCAUCCCAGUCCACGUCCUGGAGGUCACCAUGCAGUCAAAAUCAUCAAAUCGUCUGGCGGAAGCGAGGGCGGAUACGUCACAUCGUCGUUGACGAUGCUGUCAAACACUUCCUCCUCAUCCUCACCCAGAAAUGGCGACUUGCGGAGAGACACCAUGACCAAAAAUAUA